Arachis duranensis is the source of this 4001-nucleotide messenger RNA. RefSeq names its product enhancer of mRNA-decapping protein 4. Lineage: Eukaryota; Viridiplantae; Streptophyta; Magnoliopsida; Fabales; Fabaceae. The transcript has 13 exons. Gene Ontology annotation, molecular function: protein binding. Gene Ontology annotation, biological process: deadenylation-independent decapping of nuclear-transcribed mRNA. The record is from RefSeq and is a predicted model, not a curated record. The coding region runs from base 8 to 3772 and encodes 1254 amino acids. Gene Ontology annotation, cellular component: P-body.
CCGCCUCAUGGCCCUCCUCACCAACCACGACCAACAACAACAACAACAACCGCAACCGCCACCGCAACUGCCUCAACAAUCUUCUCAACCGCUUUCAGCUUCCGCCCCUAUCUCCUCGAUGGGGAUGUUAUCGGCCGCGAACGCUGCGGCAGCUGCGCUGAAUCGCGUGGCGAGCAGUAAGGUGCCGAGAGGGAGGCGCCUGGCGGGGGACCAUGUGGUGUAUGACGUGGACGUGAGGCUUCCCGGGGAGGUGCAGCCGCAGCUUGAGGUGGCGCCGAUAACGAAAUAUGGUUCGGAUCCUAACUUGGUUCUUGGAAGGCAAAUAGCUGUUAACAAGUCUUACAUUUGCUAUGGGUUGAAGCAAGGGAACAUUAGAGUGCUUAAUAUUCACACAGCUGUUAGGUCCCUUCUCAAAGGCCAUAAUCAGAGGGUCACAGACUUGGCUUUCUUUGCUGAAGAUGUUCAUCUCCUGGCUAGUGUUGGAACAGAUGGCCGUGUCUUUGUGUGGAAGAUCUCUGAAGGUCCUGAUGAUGAAGAUAAGCCUCAAAUUACUGCCAAUAUUGUUAUCGCUAUCCAAAUGGUGGGAGAGGAGAAAGUUGAAAAUCCUCGAAUCUGCUGGCACUGCCACAAACAAGAAAUUUUGAUAAUUGGUAUGGGAAGACAUGUUCUAAGAAUUGACACCACAAAAGUUGGAAAUGGUGAGGCCUUUGUGACAGAGGACACUCUGAGGUGUCCUCUUGACAAGCUCAUAGAUGGUGUUCAGCUGGUGGGCACUCAUGAUGGAGAGGUGACUGAUUUGUCAAUGUGCCAAUGGAUGAGAAAUCGUCUGGUAUCUGCAUCACAUGAUGGCACGAUAAAGAUCUGGGAAGAUCGCAAGACACAGCCACUUGCGGUGAUGAGACCACAUGAUGGGCAUCCUGUUUUUUCUGCUACAUUUUUCACUGCUCCCCACCGACCUGAUCAUAUUGUUCUUAUAACUGGUGGACCUCAAAAUCGGGAAGUUAAGCUUUGGGUCUCAGCAAGUGAAGAAGGUUGGCUACUUCCAAGUGAUGCUGAAUCAUGGAAAUGCACGCAGACAUUGGAGUUGAGGAGUUCAGCUCAACCAUCUGUUAAGGACUCAUUCUUUAAUCAAGUUGCAGCAUUGUCUCAUGCAGGUCUGCUUUUACUUGCAAAUGCUCAGAGGAAUGCUAUAUAUGCUGUACACUUAGAAUAUGGUUCUAAUCCUGAAUCAACACGCAUGGAUUAUAUAGCUGAGUUUACUGUGACCAUGCCCAUUCUGAGUUUUACUGGGACAAGUGAUAUAUUACCUCAUGGUGAACAUAUUGUUCAGGUUUAUUGUGUUCAAACACAGGCCAUUCAGCAGUAUGCUUUGGAUUUAGCCCAAUGCCUGCCACCACCAUUUGAAAAUGUGGGACUAGAGAAGCCAGAUUCCUCUGUUUCCCGAGAUGCUGAUGGAUUCAGUACUGUGGACUCAUCUGGUGUUAGAGCAUCUGAAAUGUCGUCAGCCAGUUCUGCUUCCAAAACAAUGUCACAAGGUGGUAGCACUGAGAGUGCACUUGCUGGAAGAUACCCUUUAAGCUCUGGCUAUAUUGAGGGACCUACUUCGGCUCCAUCCAGUAGUGAUGCUGAUAUUGUUUGUGUUCCAUCUCCGCCUCUUCCUUUGAGCCCAAGGUUGUCUAGGAAACUGUCUGAUUUCAGGAGUUCACAAUCUAAUUUGGGUGACCAUGUUGGGGACCAAUCCAUUAAUGAUUAUUCAGUUGACAGACAAAUGCCUACUAUUCAUAGGAACUUGUCUGAUGCACCACUGAUGAAUAAUGAUUUGAAGAAUGAUGAGAAAGUCAAACAGGAUGAUAUUUCGAGCGUACUUAAUCCCUCUGUUAUGUUUAAGCAACCAACUCACCUGGUUACUCCUUCUGAAAUCAUUAAGGCCGGUUCUCCCCCUGAGACAAAUAUAAUUGAUAGAAAUAGUGAAGGAGAUACAAAGAUCCCAGAUGUGGUUGAUUUGGGUAAUGCUGAAGUAGAAGUGAAAGUGGUCGGUGAGGCUACACCUGAUCAGAGCGAUGAGUAUAAUCAUCAGGGAUCACAACAAAACCUACUUUCUGAUGUUAAAGAAAAAUACUUUUGCUCUCAGGCUUCAGAUCUUGGUAUUGAGAUGACGCGAGAAUGCUGUGCAAUAUCAGGGGGAACUUAUAUUACAGGGGAACCAGGGCAAGUUGAUCUCAGUUUAGGGGAAUCACUUUCCCAAACUUCUAAUGCUGGUGAGGAUGGACUGCAAGACUCGACAAAAGAUGUGCACGAAAAGAUUUCUAACUCAUCUGCAUCCAUGACAGUACCACCUUCACCUGCACCUAACACAAAAGGGAAGAGACAGAAGGGCAAAAAUUCUCAAGCAUCUAGUCCAUCUUCCCCAUCUCCAAGUGCAUGCAAUUCAGUUGAUUUGUCAAAUGAAGUAGGUGGAAGUUCAAACCUCCCAUCUGCUGAAAAUGCAUUUCAUCAAAUUCUAGCAAUGCAAGAAUCAAUUAAUCAGUUAUUGACUAUGCAAAAAGAGAUGCAGAAGCAAAUGACAAUGAUGGUUACAGUUCCAGUUACAAAAGAAGGUAGAAGGCUUGAGGCAGCCCUGGGGAGAACUAUGGAAAAAGCUGUCAAGGCCAAUAUGGAUGCUUUGUGGGCUCGAAUUCAAGAGGAGAAUGCAAAAAAUGAAAAGUUGUUACGAGAUCGUAUUCAGCAUGUUACAGGUUUGAUUAGUAACUUUAUGAAUAAGGAUCUACCAGCAAUAUUGGAGAAAAUACUAAAGAAGGAAAUAGCUUCAGUGGGUCCAGCUGCAGUCCGUGCAAUGACCCCCACUAUUGAGAAAAUAAUAUCUUCAGCCAUUGUAGAUUCUUUCCAGAGAGGAGUAGGUGAUAAGGCAGUAAAUCAACUUGAUAAAUCAGUCAAUGCAAAACUUGAAGCCACUGUUGCCAGGCAAAUUCAAGCACAGUUUCAGACAACUGGAAAACAAGUGCUUCAGGAUGCACUCAAAUCCAGUUUUGAAAUAUCAGUGGUUCCCGCGUUUGAGAAAUCAUGCAAAGCAAUGUUUGACCAAGUUGAUUCUACAUUUCAAAAGGGCAUGGUUGAACAUUCAACUUCAGUGCAACAACGCCUUGAAUCUGGGCACACUUCACUGGCAAUGACUCUAAGGGAAUCCAUUAACUCAGCUUCAUCAGUUACUCAAACUUUGAGUAGAGAAGUGCUAGAGGGCCAGAGAAAGCUAAUGGCAUAUGCAACUGCAGGAGCCAACUCUGGCACACUAAAUCCUUUGCCCAUUCAGCUGAACAAUGGACCUCUGCUUCGUGAAAAGGUUGAAGUGCCUCUCGAUCCCAAACAAGAGCUAGCAAGGUUGAUAGCUGAACGGAAGUUUGAGGAAGCUUUCACCGGGGCUCUACAAAGAAGUGAUGUGUCGAUUGUAUCUUGGUUAUGUUCUCAGGUUGAUUUACAUGGACUUUUGUCAAUGGUUCCUCUUCCUUUGACCCAAGGAGUAGUGCUUUCACUUCUGCAGCAACUGGCAUGUGAUAUUAACAAUGAUACCUCACGAAAGAUUGCAUGGAUGACGGAUGUGGCUGCCGCCAUUAAUCCCUCAGACCCCAUGAUUGCGAUGCAUGUGCGACCCAUAUUUGAGCAAGUUUAUCAGAUACUGAAUCAUCAACGUAGCUUGCCUACAAUGACUGGACCUGAUCUUUCAAGCAUCCGUCUUUUAUUGCAUGUCAUCCACUCUAUGCUGAUGACAUGUAAAUGAUUUUCCUCAUUUCUGGAAGUGUGCAAUUAGCCUUUUUGAACUUUCAGAUAUUACAGCAAUUUUGUACAAAGCUCAGUGAGUUUCAUUAAAGGAUCCAUAUUGGUAGGUAGUUGACUGUGAAUCAAGGUAGUGUUGAAGAGGUGAUUCUUCUAUCAAAAUUUCUGCAGCAACGAAAUUUUUUUUGGGCUCAAAAUAUUCUGGUUAUUUUUUGUCCUCCCAACAUUAGUUA